CUUGUUUUGUGGCGGGCAUUUUGGCUGGUUCGGGACUAGUUCGCCUAAUCAGUAGCUCCCAAUCGCUAGGUCCGGUCUGAGGUAUCCAGAGGCUGAAAAUUCGAGACAAAUGUCGUCCUCCCUGCACAAAGGUUCCAUGGCCGCAGAAGUGUUUAAGGACCCUGCACAGGGCAGUGUAACCUUUGAGGAUGUGUCUGUGUACUUCUCCUGGGAGGAAUGGGCUCUCCUUGAUGAGGCACAGAAACUCCUGUACUGCGAUGUGAUGCUGGAGAACUUUGCACUUAUGGCCUCUCUAGGUUAUUGGCAUGGAGUGGAAGAUGAGGAUGCACCUUCUGAGCAGAGUGUUUCUGUAGAAGGAGUGUCACAGGUAUCGAUGACCUUCAAGUAUUUGGCCAUGACCUUCACUUGGGAGGAGUGGGGGCAGUUGGAUAUGGCUCAGAAGACCCUAUAUCGGGAAGUAAUGCUGGAGACCUGUGGGCUCCUGGUCUCACUAGAUGCACCUCUCUCUUGGAUCCUCAUUUCUUCUAUCAUCGCAGAUCUUUCACCUGGGAUGACCUUUCAUCAUAAUUAAACAGAAAAUCCUCAAAUAAGAAGUUCAUUUUAUGCAAGUUAAUUUUACAUUAAAUUUCUCAUUUAUGACA
Vicugna pacos (alpaca) is the source of this 641-nucleotide messenger RNA. RefSeq names its product zinc finger protein 549-like. Lineage: Eukaryota; Metazoa; Chordata; Mammalia; Artiodactyla; Camelidae. Gene Ontology annotation, biological process: regulation of DNA-templated transcription. The record is from RefSeq and is a predicted model, not a curated record.